Molecule: messenger RNA, 445 nt
Organism: Orcinus orca (killer whale)
Lineage: Eukaryota; Metazoa; Chordata; Mammalia; Artiodactyla; Delphinidae
Product: small ubiquitin-related modifier 2-like
Exons: 1
Coding region: 137-424 (95 amino acids)
Biological process (GO): protein sumoylation
Cellular component (GO): nucleus
Molecular function (GO): protein tag activity; ubiquitin-like protein ligase binding
Source: RefSeq, a predicted model, not a curated record
AAUCUUGAUGAUGAAAAUGGUACUGCAUAAUAGAUGCUAAAAACAUACGCUUGACCGGUGCUGCUUGUGUGCUUGUUCAGGGCGGACCUGGUACCUCUUUUGUGAAGCGGCAGCUGAGGAGACUCCAGUGCUCACCAUGGCUGAUGAAAAGCCCAAGGAAAGAAUCAAGAUGGAGAACAAUGACUGUAUUAAUUUGAAGGUGGCAGGGCAGGAUGGUUCCAUGGUGCAGUUUAAUAUUAAGAGGCAUGCACCAUUUGGUGAACUAAUGAAAGCCUACUGUGAAGGACAGGGUUUGUCAGUGAGGCAGAUCAGGUCCCAAUUUGAUGGGCAGCCAAUCAAUGAAACAGACACACCUGCACAGUUGGAAGUGGAGGAUGAAGAUGCAAUUGAUGUGUUCCAACAGCAGACAGGAGGUGUCUACUAAAGAGAAAACCUGCUACUUUAC